Messenger RNA from Botrytis byssoidea, 5031 nucleotides. RefSeq lists its product as uncharacterized. Lineage: Eukaryota; Fungi; Ascomycota; Leotiomycetes; Helotiales; Sclerotiniaceae. The transcript has 2 exons. Bases 1 to 5031 code for a protein of 1676 amino acids. The record is from RefSeq and is a predicted model, not a curated record.
AUGAAAGUUUUUCCAGUUCUUCUUCUAGGCACCCUGUCUCUUCUAGAUCCAGUAACCGCUUCUUCUAAACUAGACCAAGAUGAUGUAGUUCGAAGGUAUACUAAUGGAACCUCAUCGUCGCAUACAACUUCUUCUACCAUAUUAUCAAAAGGGUCUCCGACCGCCACACUCAUUUCAUCUAGUAUAUUGUCUAUCUCUUGUACGGCAACAGUUACCUCAACAAGCGGCCAGCCCUUACUAGCUGCAAGAGAAGCUUGUCCUACCACUGUCACUAUCGUUCAUACACCCACAUCGAUUCCAUCUACUAAUAAAGCUGUCCUUGAGGAAUCUGCUUCUGAAAAGGCUACCAUUAAAACCUCGGCCGAGUCAUCCGUAUUGAAAGAAUCGGUACACACUAUAACCUCCAAUACAGAUCUUAAGUCGAGUCCUACUAGUUCCCACCCAGCCUCCUUAUCAUUGCAGUCUUCGAAAACUUCCGUUGAAGUUUCCGAUAAAUCUUCAAAUACUGCUAUCGCUUCUAGUCCUAUCACCUCAAAGUCAACUGAGCCAAUAAGUUUAGUGACAUCAGAAACACUUGGUAAUCCAACCCAGUCCUCAAGUAUCUCUACCACACCCACUGCGUUGCAUUCAAGUGUUGUGGGUGAAUCUUCAUUAUCAAAGAUAUCUGAGUUAUCUUCGAAACCACUUUCUUCGACGACUUUAUCUAGUGGCACGAUAACAACACAAGCCUUCACACUGACAGUACCGUCAGCUGAAUCGACAAAAUUCCUUGCAUCUUCAGAAACUAUCAGCUCAUCCGUCUCGUCAACGCAUACUGAUAUAUCAAAGUCUGAGCCUUCAAUUAUUUCUAGUACUUCCAAGUCUACCGAUUCCUUAUCCUCAAAUCUGAUUUCUACUACCAAGAGCGAGUCUAUCGCAUCCAGGACUUCUAAUUCUGCUUCAUCUACGACUGUGUUCUCGAUAUCCUCUUCUAGAACAAUAGUCUCCCAGCCAACUGUUCCAGCUUCUACUGUUCCAAAUUCAAAAUCUAGCUCUGAUGCUAAUUUGGUAUCUUCAGGUGGAUCAUCAGGGACAUUGACGUCAAAAACAUCCGAAUCUUCUCUUCCUUUGACACAUGAGUCCAAGUCUGACGCUAGCUUGACCCAACCUUCAAAAACUUCUACCUCUAGCUCUCUUUCGAGAGCUUCUGAGACUUCUGACCAAUCGACACGUGAGUCAAAAUCGGAGAUUGGAUCGGAGCCUUCAAAGGUAUCGUCAAACAUCUUGACGUCCAAGACACCUGGGCCUCCCUCUGGUCAAACAACACCCGAAAUCAAAUCGGAAUUCAGUUUAACAUCUUCUGCGCAAGUACCUACUACGACUGUAGUCUCGACCUCUGAAACAUCUGGAUCAUCCAUUCAGACAAUACGUGAGAGCAAAUCGGAGUCAAGCCUAUUCCUCUCCGUAAAUUCAUCAGUUUUCUCAACUUCUACAAGUUCAAAAACGUCUCCUGCUCGAAUAACGCAAGAAAGCAAAUCAGAAAUAAGCAGAUCGGCCUCGUCAGCUUCAUCAGUUCUAGGCCUCUCAACCUCGAAAGCGUCUGGGGUACAGACUCAAACUCAAAAUCAAUCGACUGAAGAAUUGAAAUCCACUACUGUAGCUCGACAAACCGUAGUGUCUUCAAAGACUAAAACUCAGACUUCUCCUACUCAAACCACUCAAGAGUCAUCUUCGGGAAAGCAGUCGAGUACUCACAGCCCAAUUCCCGACGCUACGACAUCUCACAGCUCGAGUGUACAAUCACUCUCUUCGUCUACAAUUAAACAGUCACAGACUACAUCUCAUAGCUCGAGUGUACAAGGACAAAAUUCUUCUGUAAUCAAGCAAUCAGAUACUACAUCUCAUAGCUCGGGUUCACAAGGACAAAGUAGUACAUCAGAAACAAAAAUUACGAGCAAAACUACCGAGACUUUUAUUACAGAAAAACCGGGAACUACUUCUCAAAGUACAAAGCUUGCAAGUACCAGCGAGAAAUUGAGCACCUCUACACGAGUACUUGAAACUGCUACAACAAGUGUCAAAUCAUCAGUCAGUGAAACUCCAAAGCAUAGCAGUUCAGUAGAGGGAGUAUUUACAUCGAUUAAGACCUCGGAAGUUCAUUCAAGUAGCACUGCCUCCUCCAAUCGCUCAGAAAAGACUGAGACUACAAAAACAACUGAAGGAGCUUCUCAUAUAUCCUCUUCAUUACCCAGUAAGACUGCCGGUGAUACUUCUUCUACUACAAGUGAAAACCCCAAGGCCUCGAACUCGUCUCUCGCGUCUAUCAAAUCGUUAUCUGAUAAGCAAUCGACGACUUCUGAUACAACAAAGCUUUCAACUUCAGACAUUACUUCGAAGACAGGGACGGCAAAAGAAGUAACAGAACCUACUACAUUGCCUACAAGUAAGGUUCAGACUUCAAGCCAAAAUACUAAAUCAGAAUCAUCGAAGUCACAUUCCUCAAAGACAUCUGCGUCGACACAAGGAGAAUCAAGCACGAAAACCACAUCCACUCAAACUUCUGUCUCUAAGCCAUCAUCAACAGAAAUGAAUACGAGUGUUAUUUCAGGUUGUACGGCAACCCUCUCGGUUGCCGGUCAAGUCUUACAAGUAUGCCCACAUACUAUCACCCUUGAUUCAUUCUUUUCCACUUCGAAAACACCAGGUUCUGUUUCACCUACUAGUAUCAUAGUCUCGACGAGUGUUUCUGCUACUUCAAAAUUGGCUGAAACCACUAGUAAGAUAUCUGAUAGUACUUCUGCCACUUCCAACCCAGCUACUUCCAACCCAAUUACUUCCAGUCCAAUUACUUCCAGUCCAAUUACUUCCAGUCCAAUUACUUCCAGUCCAAUUACUUCCAGUCCAAUUACUUCCAGUCCAAUUACUUCCAGUCCAAUUACUUCCAGUCCAAUUACUUCCAAUCCAGUCAGCAAAUCGCCAGAUGCGCCUACCUCUGUUUCUCAAACCAGUGUACAAACAACCAACCCGAUUAGCAAGUCUCCAGAUACAUCUCCAUCGGUUCCUGCAGCCAGUAACCCAACAAACCCUGUGUCUGUCUCAGAGACUAAGCCGGCUGAUACUACAAGCAAUAUACCACCAUCAGGUUCUACAGUUCCUGGAUUCAUUGCAGUUCCUAUCACUUCUAAUCCAGCUACGAGCAAAUCACCUGACGCCCCUACUUCAAAUCCGGCAACCACUAGAUUGCCCGGUCCUCUUACCUCGAUCUCAGCAAGUAGUACACCGGUCGUACCAGCUGCGACGAAUUCAUCUGACUCUCCUACUACUAAUGUAGGAACCACCAAGUUACCUGAUGCAGCCACUUCAAAUCCAACAACCACAAAGUUACCCGAUUCGCUAGUUUCACCUACGAGUAGUCCUGUGACUUCAAACACUAGUAAUGGCGGAGGAGAUGCUUCAAAUAUUGCCCCAAUAACAUCGCCGACUACUAAAGCUCAGACUGAAACUGUCAAAGCUAUCUCAACUCCACAAGCAACUUCAAAUCCCGUGUCUGUACCCGAAACGAAAUCAACUGAUACUGCGACCAAUGUUGCACCAACAGGAUCAACAGUCUCUCCAUCAAUUGCAUCACCGCUUGUAUCUAAUUCGGUUGGAACAACGAGCAGUGUACCGCUACCAGUUACAACAAGCAAUGUAUCACCACCGGUAACAACAAAUCCAGUAUCUAUUCCGGGAACUAAACCAGCUGAUAAUACUACAAACACAUCAUCCCCACUAGUAUCUACAGUUCCUGGAUCGACGGCAACUCCAUCUGUUUCUACAAACCCUGUAUCUGUUCCUGGAACAAAGCCAGCAGAUACAGCUCCAAUAAGCAAUCCAACUAAUACUGCAACUGGAAGUCUUGCAUCUCCACCUUCAUCUACUGGAACUACUGGAACUACUACUCCUGCUAUUGGAAUCCCAGUUGGACUACCUAGUGACAAAAGUACAGCCCUCUCAACCACUGGAACGAGUGAUGUCGUCGGCACCCAGCCCGUAGCUAGCAAUCCUGGAAUUCAAACGGGCGGGACAGGAAAAUUACCUUUGGUAUCCGACACCGCUUCCAUUAUUUCCAGCAUCCAAGUAUCACCCACCAGCGUAAAGACCAAUCCCGAUGUGACCACUGUAAUUUCCAGCCCGACUAUAACUCCAACAACUAUCAAGCCUUCACCGGGCCAAACCACUAUCGCUCCCGUUGUAUUCAAUUCUCUAACUCUCAGUCAAGGAAGCUCUAACUUCGUAGUCGGGUCACAAACCAUAAAACCCGGUUCCGAAGCCACGGUAAGUGGUGAACGUAUCUCCAUCGCUCCAUCCGGCUCUGCAGUCAUCAUCAAUGGCGUAACUACAAGCACUACGCCCACGCCCACUCCAUCCAAUGGUGCCAAGGCCGUUCUGUCAACCACCACUGAACCGCUCCCUGGUGUCGUUGUCGUCGGAACAUCUAGUGUAACAGCCGAUUUCACGAAAUCCAAUUUCGUCAUUGGAAGCGCCACUUUGACUCCCGGAGGUGCGAUUACGCAGGGAAGUACUAUUAUUACUCUUCCCCCUAGUAGUACUACCUCUCUUCCUUCAAACGUCGUGGUAAUUGGAUCUUCGACCUUUACUAAAAAUUCCGCCUCUGGAGUUGUAAUCGGUAGUCAAACCUUGAAACCUGGCUCAAUUAUUACAGUCGAUGGAUCUACUGUUUCUUUAUCACCUACUGGAAAUGCGGUGGUGGUCAAUGCAAAUAGUGGAUUUGUAACAAGUACUGCUUCUUUGCAAAGUGUAGUUCCGUUGAACAGCUUGGUCAUUGGGGGACAAACGCUUACGGCUGGAGGAACAGUGACGGAGGGUGGAGAUAUAUUAAGUUUGGCUGCGGGAGGAACAGGGAUUGUGGUCGUAGGGACUAUGACUGUGGGUGCUGGAGGAGCAGCAGAGACGGCGAAGAAGAAGAGUGCGGGUGUGAGGAUGAGUCUUGGUGGAUGGGGAUUACUGUAUUUACAGGUUUCUUUUGUACUUUUGGGGUUGUUGAUGUGA